AUGGAGGCGGAGGCGGACGGGGAGGAGGAGGACGAUGACGCGCGGGCGAGCGGGACGCCGGGUGACCGGGACGUGAGCGCGUCGGUGGUCACGGCGAGCGACGGUGAGCUUUCGCCCGUGAUCGAGGACGCGUGGGCGAUGGCGGAGAGUCCGUCCACGGAGGCACCGCCCACGCAGACGCCGCCGAUGCGAGUGAGUGCGAGGGUGGCGGCGAUCGAGGAGAAGGCCAGAGGCGUGGAGUCGCAAUCGGAAGAGGACAACAUGGGCGGUCUCGAGACGCCUGAGCGUGAUGUGACGUCGAUGCGCGGUGAAGAAGACGAUUGCGAUGACGACGUCAUGCUCGGUGGCACCCCGGAAGGGACAGAUGAAGACGAAGAGGAGGAGGGUCAAAAGGUGGAGACGAAUGGUCAACAGAAUCUAUUGUCGCCUGAGGAUAGGUUCCGCCGGAGCGACAUCGAGACGCGACAUCGAGACGCGAGGCCAGGUGGAAUUUGGGCGUCGAUCGGAUCUCCGAUGACGACUCCGUUCCAGGCGAGGGCGGUGGGAGGUUCCAUCGAUGCGGGUGCGACGCCAAAACCGAGCGCCGCCGCGGCGCGCCAGCGCGCCAAGAUGCGCCAGUCAUUGCCGGCGCAGUUCCAAGCUCCCAUGCCCAUUUCACGACAAGUUGCAGCGCGCAUCGAUUGUUUGGGUCCUUCGCUCAAUAUCGUGCAGCGGAUGAUGCUCGUGGUUGGAAUCUUGCUCGAUUUCUACUCAAAGACGCAGUUGAUUCGUGAACUUAUGCGCUUUGCGCACGCGGGUUCCUGGGUCUGGUUCAGUUUCGUUCUCGUUUUCUUCGUGUUCUCCGCGAUGUGUAUCACAGGAUACUGGGUGCUGCAUUAUCCCAUGCCGCCCAAACCUGAGCCGGGAAGCGAGGGCAAGCAACAAAAGGUGUUUGGCUUCAGCAAAUAUGACUUCAAGCGUUACGUGAGACGAUUCGGUGCUGUGUGCGCUACGUUGCAACUCGGUACGGCCUUUGCGGCGUGGCGAGCGCUUCGUACCAACGAUUUGCGCGCAAGAAAAGCCGAAAUGGACCUUCGGGGAAUGCAACUGGUCGACACCAUCUUCUUGACGCUGCCCAUGGCGACGCUCCAAGCAUACAUUGGGAUGACAUGCUCCUCACCAGCGAACGUCUGUCCGGGUCGCGACGGAUUUGAUGUCUUACUUUUCUUCGCUGUCGCCGGCUCCAUCACGUCUGGCACUCUGUGCUUCCUUUCGCUGGACCUUCACGAAAAACCGCCAACGCUCACUUGGAAGGAGUACUGGAAAGUGCACAGAGCGCACCUUUCUGAGAUGAUUGCCAAGGGUUUCUACCGAUUCUUUGAGCUCGCUGCGCGCGUCUGCACCAUUGGCCUGUUCGCCGCGGUCACAGGUCCGUACGUCAUGCUCGUGUUUUUCGUGCACGCGUGCAUUAUCCUGGGUUUGAUCAAAUACCCUCUCUCUGGCGUUCCAGACAGAAAGGUGUGGGAGCGUUUCUGGGAAGUGCGCCCGUUCAAAAUCUUUGGACGCGUCUGGAAACUCCCAGUCCUCGACGACAUCAAGCUUUUGGUUGCAUGCUUGAUUUGGCCGCCGUCAUCAUACGUGUCGAACGCGACCGAUCGUAAGGGCAAAUUUUGGUGGCGUUCGACGUCGUGCCCACGGAAAUCGUUUUGGGCAUUGACUCGCGAAGACGCUCUUAUUCCGUUCGCCGUCGUCCUCGGUGUGCUUGCCUUCGAAGCUGGAAUCAUGCUCAUUAUCAUCUCCUUGAUUGCCGAGGAACACUAUUACAUGUACCUCAGCAUUGCCGUCAUGACAAACUUCUUGUGGUUGAUAAGCGCGGUGAACUGGAUGAGUGCAGCGGCACUUUGGAAUCCGUUCGUUCCGGAGGGGCCGCCCUUGGGUUAUCCUAGUGUGAGUGCUAUCAACAGUGCGAUCGGUAACCGCCAACUGUUCGCGGGAGUGAACAGGACGCCGAUGAAGAGCCCUGGUUCCAACACUUUCGCGCGCUCACCGAUGGUUCCUUUCCGUUCUCCGUUGCAGCGCAUGGAGGAAAACAAGGCAUCACUGAACCUUGGAGGCGCACAGAAGAUUGAGGAGCUCACGACGCCUGUGCUUGGCGCAGCAGAUGUCAGGAGGAGCGACUCAUCAUCUGAGUCUCCGUCGUUGGGACCGCGAACGGUCCCAGUCAUGCUCAAGGGAAGUCCAAGACCUGUUGAGGUGUACGUAGACAUGGGCGACGACUCAGCCGAGCUCACGGAAGUAGAAGAAGAAGCCAACCCCAUGGUGGUCGCUGCCCUCGGAGAGGAAGCCAUGUUACGCACCAGUCUACAAUGGCGAGACUCCAUGGAUCUCGAUCGAACGAUGUCUGGUGACGUUGAAUGUGGCCAAAGUAUAGAUGACUUGGAGGCGGCGCGUGAAGCGCUCAACGCAGUUGCGGCCCUGAACACGACUGAAGAGUUCGAUGGUGACUAUGGUGCCACUCCUAACUUCGGCGGUGAUACGCCUAACUUGGCCUCACCGUCCGUGUUUAUGGAUAAGGAAAACAACGAAGACUUCCAAGAGACGCCAGAGAUGGGCGAUGGCCCAGAGAUGGGCAACGGCGCCUCCCCGAUAUUCCCGGUGUCACCUGUCGUGCACACGUCUGGGGGAUACUCACCACGUUGA
Ostreococcus tauri is the source of this 2679-nucleotide messenger RNA. RefSeq names its product Transport protein XK. The record is from RefSeq and is a predicted model, not a curated record. Gene Ontology annotation, cellular component: membrane. The coding region runs from base 1 to 2679 and encodes 892 amino acids. Lineage: Eukaryota; Viridiplantae; Chlorophyta; Mamiellophyceae; Mamiellales; Bathycoccaceae. The transcript has a single exon.